Cucumis sativus (cucumber) is the source of this 3126-nucleotide messenger RNA. RefSeq lists its product as uncharacterized. Bases 367 to 2523 code for a protein of 718 amino acids. Gene Ontology annotation, molecular function: zinc ion binding. Lineage: Eukaryota; Viridiplantae; Streptophyta; Magnoliopsida; Cucurbitales; Cucurbitaceae. The record is from RefSeq and is a predicted model, not a curated record. The transcript is spliced from 7 exons.
AAUUCAUUGCUUAGGGUACACAGUUUAUUACUCAAACAUCUUCUUCCUUUAAUUCAUGUUCUGUUUUUGCUCUCUUUCUCAUCCAUUCUCUUCACUCUGCUCUCCUCCUCUGUUUCUACUCUUUGUCAACUUCGACUUGUUUCCAAUUUAAAGCUUUCAUUUCCCAGAAGGAGUAAUCGAGCUCUAGUUCUGGGUUCUGUCCCAAAUGUGCUGAAGCAUGUUCUUCAAACCAAAAACUAGCUGACGAUCAGCCAGACCUGCCAAAUUUGGAAUUCAGUACUCUGGAGAUCAGUUGUUGCAUUCACAAUUCGCGUUUCUAGCUAAGAUGCUCUAUUUCUAGGAAUUGGAGUUUGAAGCUACAUUUCGAUGGCUAUCGUUGAAUCAAUUCUUGAUCUUCAGGUACAAGAUCCGCCUGAGGAAGAGUUCUAUUCAGCUGAUUUGACUUGGACCAAGUUUGGCACUGUUGAACACCAUGAUGAAGUUGCGUUGAUUCCUUAUGCCCGAGUAGAUGCAUUUAUAAUUGGCGAAUGUACUAAUAUAGAAUGCCCGACCCGGUUUCACAUUGAGAGGGGAAGGAAGCGAUCGAGGGGUAGCUUGAAAGAGUUCAAGGAUGACGAAUAUUUGGAAUAUCGACAAUAUUGGUGUUCAUUUGGUCCUGAAAAUUAUGGUGAAGGUGGAAGUAUUUUGCCUAGUAGAAGAUAUAGGCUUAACACUCGAAAUCGUGCUGCUAGACCUCAAUCAAUGCGAGGUUGUACCUGCCAUUUUGUUGUUAAGAGACUAUAUGCUCGUCCAUCUCUGGCACUCAUAAUAUAUAAUGAGAGGCGUCAUGUGAACAAGUCUGGCUUUGUAUGCCAUGGGCCAUUUGACAGAGAGGCCAUUGGCCCUGGUGCCAAAAAGAUUCCAUAUAUUUGUAAUGAGAUCCAACAACAGACAAUGUCAAUGCUUUAUCUGGGAAUUCCUGAGGCAAACAUUGUUGAGAAACAUCUUGAAUGUCUUCAGCGAUACUGUGGUUCAAAUGCAAAAGCAAACAGUCUUGCUUCUCAGUAUGUUCACAAACUUGGGAUGAUCAUCAAACGGUCUACCCAUGAGCUUGAUCUGGAUGAUCGAGCUAGCAUUAGCAUGUGGGUUGAACGCAAUAAAAAGUCCAUAUUUAUUCAUCAGGAUACUUCAGAAGAUAAUUCUUUCAUUCUUGGUAUUCAAACAGAGUGGCAAUUGCAACAGAUGAUUCGGUUUGGCCAUCGUAGUCUCAUUGCUGCUGAUUCAACGUUUGGCAUUAGGAGGCUUAAGUAUCCCCUGUGUACACUUCUCGUGUUUGAUUCUAGACAGCAUGCACUCCCUGUUGCAUGGAUCAUCACUCGCAGCUUUGCAAAAUCAGAUGUAUCCAAAUGGAUGAAAGCCUUACUUGAUCGGGCUCAGUCUGUAGAGCCUGGAUGGAAAGUUAGUGGGUUUUUAAUUGAUGAUGCAGCCACAGAGAUCGAUCCUAUCAUGGAUAUAUUCUGUUGUCCUGUGCUUUUUUCCCUCUGGCGCAUUCGUAGGUCAUGGUUAAAAAAUGUUGUUAGGAAAUGCAGUAGCAUUGAAGUUCAGAGGGAAAUAUUCAAGCGGCUGGGAAAAUUAGUGUACAGUAUCUGGGACGGAGUCGAUGCUUCAGUUGUCCUGGAAGAAUUUACCCGUGAUUUUGUUGACCAAACUGCUUUCAUGGAAUAUUUCAAGGGUUGUUGGGUGCCAAAGAUUGAAAUGUGGCUUUCUGCGAUGAGAGCUUUUCCACUUGCAAGCCAAGAGGCAUCUGGUGCUAUUGAGGCCUAUCACAUGAAGCUGAAGGCAAAACUGUUUGAUGACUCGCAUCUCGGUGCUUUCCAGAGGGUGGAUUGGUUGGUUCACAAGUUGACCACUGAAUUGCAUUCAACCUACUGGCUAGAUCGCUAUGCUGAUGAAAGUGAUUCGUUUCAAAAUGUCAAGGAGGAGUAUAUUUCUUCUACUUCUUGGCACCGUGCACUUCAAAUACCAGAUUCUUCAGUUACCUUGGACGAUGAAAACCACCUGUUUGCCAAAGUUCUGAGCCAAAAGGACACCAGUAUUUCACACGUAGUUUGGAAUCCAGGGUCGGAAUUCUCAUUUUGUGAUUGUUCUUGGUCGAUGCAAGGAAAUCUUUGCAAACAUGUAAUCAAGGUGAAUAUGGUAUGUGAAAAUUGUCCGAGUUACAAACCUUCCAUGUCUUUUCAAUCAUUUGAGGAGAUAUUGAUGAAUAUGUGGAAACUACCAAUGGAUGAUUCUGUUGCCUUGGAUGUGUCAAUGGCUUGGACCCAUCAGAUUCUUGAUGAAGUUCAAAAACUAGUUGAAUUAAAUUCUUCAAAUGAUAUUAGCUCUGUGGUAAACAAGCUGCCCUUGAAAUGGGCUUCUGGGAAGGGAAGAACCAGUUUUAGAAAACCGUCAUCUACCAUUCCUUUUCCAUCGGAGUCCAAUACUGUCAAAAAGGCCAUGCAAAAAAAGAACCAGAAAAGGAAAAGAUUGUCAUCAAUAAGAUAAAUUGCCCUACCUGUUUGCUGUUUUAUUCCCGUUUGAAAACUAUUGACACUGGGUUCCUUUCAAUACUUUGAUUUUAACUCGGAUGAUUGUACAAGGUCUGGUGGCUUAUUGAGUAACUUAACGUCAAAGUAUGCUCAUUUAACAAGCACAGAUCACAACUAGCACAGCCAAGAUUAACUGGACCUCGCUCAUUAUGGCAUGAAUAUGUCCUCCACACGAAGGUGGAUCUCUCGAGUUUUGCCAUAGAGGUCCUUUCCAUACACUUCAAUUUACCAGAGAUCAUUUAUAUGAAAGCAAUCCUAUUUUGUUGCAUUACAUUCAGAUUUGAUGCUCCCAAAUUUUGCAGGAAUGUGUAUAUAGAAACAUUGUUAAUAUGAUCGUUUUAGGUAGCUUGGCUUGAACGUGAGGAGAAUUAUUUGGCUAGCAGUUUUUUGCCAUGGUGAUUUACUGAUUUUAGGUAGUUACUCCAGAAACCAUUACUCUGAUUUUACAGUGGUUGAGAGCCUAGUUUUUUGCCAAUAAUAUAUUGAAGGGAAUACACAUUAACUGAUGUACUUGCAUUCAUUCCAAUUGCUGAGAAAAUAAAGUUAAAGUUGCUAGCAA